Etheostoma cragini (Arkansas darter) is the source of this 692-nucleotide messenger RNA. RefSeq names its product dynein regulatory complex subunit 7-like. Gene Ontology annotation, cellular component: motile cilium. Lineage: Eukaryota; Metazoa; Chordata; Actinopteri; Perciformes; Percidae. The transcript has 3 exons. The record is from RefSeq and is a predicted model, not a curated record. Bases 12 to 566 code for a protein of 184 amino acids. Gene Ontology annotation, biological process: flagellated sperm motility.
CCAACCACGAGAUGGAGUUCAGCAGUGCUCGUGUUGACCACCUGGUGCGGAGGGUGAAGUCGCCGCGUGAAAUGACGGAGUUCUUCGAGGGCCGGGGGGACCUUCUCUACUACCGGCACGCUACGUUUUCAGAACCAGAUCUGGAUCCGGAUGACCGACCGCUGGAGAUGGUGGUGGAGCGUUUCCACAGGAACAGAUCCAAACCGGCCAACGGAGACGUGGCCCAGCGAGUGUUCCUAUUGGCUGAAAGACGGAUCGAGCUGACCUAUCACUUAGAGGAUCACCGAUUUAUCCCUUCGAAGAGGAGCUUCAUCAAACCGCAGGAGUCGACGGAGAACAAGAAGGCCGAGGACUUCACAUCCGACAUGGAAUCCAGCUUUCAGGUUCAGGUGGAUCCAUCUGAGAAGCCUCUUAAGACCCUGGCUCUGUACAACAUGCUGGUGGCUCUGAUGAAGGAGGAAGAGAAGGUGGUUUUCCAAAUCAAAGCGUCUAAGCAAGAGGUAACCGUGUCACCUGGAGUAAAAGUAUCGCUAGAGUCCCAAUUCAGAGUUAACAUCCCACAAUAAUCAUAGAUUCUGGAUUUCUGAAUGACGGACGAACCAUCCUUGUUAUUCUAAGAACAUCUUUUUUUAAACAUGUCUGGAAAAGCUCUUUUAAAUUAAGUCUGGUCUAACCUUCCUACCCAUCCCACU